This is a messenger RNA of Pomacea canaliculata, 1282 nucleotides long. RefSeq lists its product as uncharacterized. Lineage: Eukaryota; Metazoa; Mollusca; Gastropoda; Architaenioglossa; Ampullariidae. The transcript has 3 exons. The coding region runs from base 1 to 564 and encodes 187 amino acids. The record is from RefSeq and is a predicted model, not a curated record.
AUGGCAGUGAUGGGGGAUGUGGUCAUCCUCCUGUGCAUUCUGCUAUCAGUUGGCUCCCAGCUGGUGGGGAUGCUGGUGCCGGGCUGGUGGGUCUACCCGGCCAACGACAGUGGCUCCAUCAACGCCAGCACCACGACCUACGGCUUGUGGGUGACGGUCAUUUGCGUGGAGGGCGACUGCAACGAGAUUCCGACAGACACAUCGGGAUCAAACGCCUGGUUGCAAGUAACUCAGGUGUUUGAGAGUGUGGCCGUUGGCUUCUGCCUGCUGGCGGCAGCCUGUCUCGUGGUGACCAACCUGAGAAGCGAGUUAGAACUCUUCCUUCUGCUUCGCCGCCUUUCUGUCUUCCUCCUCGCGGCUUCAGCAACUUCAGUCUUGAUUGGAAUGGCGGUGUUUCUGAAGAAGUCUUCAGGUCUCGCUCGCUACCCGCUGCGCAGCACCUUUGUCGGUCGUCUGGAGUGGCCCAUCGUGUCGGCCUGUCUGACGGUCUUCGUGGCCGUCAUCAUCGGCGACAAGCUUCGCCGGCAACACCAGGAGGACCUCACUGUCUGCCCAGUGCCGUAGUGGUGUCAACCUCGCAUGCAACACAUUCUCAAACAACGAUGGAAUCAUUCUGCCAUGGAUUGUUUGUGCUCGAGCAUCAACAGCCUCUUCAAGACAGAUGAUGACUAAAAGCGUGAGCUUGGCUGCGAGCUUUUGUGCCGAAAUCUCAAACUAUCUUAUACAGUCAAUGAUGACAAGUGUCACAAAUGUUGUCCGUUUAUAAUAGAUAAGAACUCCGUCUCUGAAGUGCAUUCACAGAGCUGAUGUACGAGAAGAGACUUGUGAAGUUGCCGACGAUUUUGUUUUUGGUUAUAUUUGCUUCUAAGGAAAUCAGUAAUUACUCUUUACCGUCGUUCAUUGCUGUAUCAUGUCCCAUAUCUAAUUCGUCAAAACAAUAACAAAUUAUCAUGUCAUUAAGUCGUUACUGUUGCUGUUACUGUUGCUGUUACUGUUGUUGUUACUGUUGUUGUUACUGUUGUGACAUUUCAUGUCACUAAUUCUGCCUGGAUUUGGGUUUGGCAUGUUAAUCAGACUUUAACCAGGAUUCCUGCUCAUAGCACCGAUAUAACUCUUAUACUAUCGACCUGCUUUGUAUGCACUUCCGACUUAUUAGGAGCGUUUAGCAGAAUUAACCCCUGUAACCUGAUAUUAACCUGAUAGUAACCUGAUAGUUUGUGUCGUCAUCAUCUUUAUUGUUACUGCUGUUGCUGCUUACCUACAAUUCUUCUGUUUUUUUAAG